CCUCUGCCCUCUCUGCUUCCCUUCUCCCGGUUCCUUAUUUUUCUGUCACUUACUUUCCAACUCUCACUUCUCUCUCUUCUUGGUGUUCGUAAGACACUGCGUUCCCAAAGAGCUUGUCUGCCCGUGGCAGAUGCUCCUGUUCUCAGACGCGGUCCACUCCAUGUCGCCAUUCCAGUCGCCGGGCUUUCUGAGGCGCCCGCCUGCCUCUGGCCCACGGGAGGAGCUGCCCGGCCCGGCUCAAGGCCCCCAGACUCCGUCCCCUGCGAGCUCUGGCUUCCAAACCAGACUGGCCCGGCUGUGCCCUCACCUUUAGGCUCUUCCAUCCACCUUGGCCCUCGGGCAGGCUUCCAUCUCGGGCGCCGCCAUGCCCAGCUCGGCGCUGUGGGCGGUGGAUCUCUUCGGGAGGGUGUACACACUCUCCACGGCCGGGCAGUACUGGGAGCUCUGCAGGGACACCCAGCUGGAGUUCAAGCGGGUCAGCGCGGCCACGCAGUGCUGCUGGGGCAUCGCCUGCGACAACCAGGUCUAUGUGUACGUGUGUGCCAGUGACGUCCCCAUCCGCCGCCAGGAGGAGGCCUAUGAGAACCAGCGCUGGAACCCGGUGGGAGGCUUCUGUGAGAAGCUCCUGCCGAGUGACCGCUGGCCGUGGAGCGACGUGAGUGGGCUCCAGCAUCGGCCGCUGGAUGGGGUGGCGCUGCCCUCGCCGCACUGGGAGUGGGAGUCCGACUGGUACGUGGAUGAGAACUUCGGAGGGGAGCCCACCGAGAAAGGGGGGUGGACGUACGCCAUCGACUUCCCCGCCACCUACACGAGAGACAGGAAGUGGAACUCGUGCGUGCGGAGGCGGAGGUGGAUCCGGUACAGGAGAUACAAGUCCCGGGACACCUGGGCCAAGAUCCCUUCGAAGGAUGACCCCAAACAACUGCCCGACCCCUUCAAUGACCUCUCCGUGGGGGGGUGGGAGAUCACAGACGAGCCCGUGGGCCACCUGUCCGUGUGGGCCGUGUCUCUGCAGGGGAAGGUGUGGUACAGAGAGGACGUCAGCCACCCCAACCCCGAAGGCUCCUCGUGGUCCCUCGUGGACACCCCGGGAGAGGUGGUCCAGAUCAGCUGUGGGCCCCACGACCUCUUGUGGGUCACGCUCUGGGAGGGGCAGGCGUUGGUUCGGGAAGGAAUCAACAGGAACAGCCCCAAAGGAAGCUCCUGGUGCGUAGUGGAGCCUCCCACGCCUGAAAAUGGGAUCAUGCACGUCUCCGUGGGAGUGGGCGUGGUCUGGGCCGUCACCAAGGACCGCAAAGUGUGGUUCCGCCGAGGCGUCAGCUCCCACAGCCCCUGCGGCACCGGCUGGAUCCAGAUGGUCGGAGAGAUGAUGAUGGUGGACGUGGGGCUGAACGACCAGGUCUGGGGCAUCGGCUGCGAGGACCGGGCCGUGUACUUCCGUCAGGGCGUCACCCCGAGCGAGCUCAGUGGGAAGACGUGGAAGGCCAUUGUCGCCAGCCGAGAGUGUGACCGGUCACACUCGGGCAGCUCCUCCAGCCUCCUCAGCGCUGGCUGCUUCUUUGGCGACGAGGUGAGGGGCAGUGCCGAGUCCUGUGCCCCGAGCGACGUGGACACCUCCCUGGAAGCCGAGAGACCAGGCCCUGACCAGCCUGUCCCUGCAGAGUCUCUGGACAGUCCCCGGGACCUCGAGGACGGCUCAGCCUCGGGCUCAGGCACCAGCAAGACGGCAGAGCACGCCUUGGAGGGCGCCGGCCCGGCCGACCCGACCCCCGGGUCCGAGCCUUGCCCCCGCCCGGCCUCCACCCCGGCCGAGCUGCCCUGGACCAACAUUGACCUGAAGGAGCCCAAGAGGACGCCCAGCCUCUCGGCCGCUGGCUGUCCCGAGACCGCCAGCGUCUCCUCGCUGGGGCUGCUCCCGCUGGGCCUGGAGGAGCCCUACGGCGCCGACGACCACCCGCUGUGGGCCUGGGUCUCCGGGGGAGGCUGCGCCGUGGAGCCCCACGCUGCGCUCAAGUGGUUCACCGUUCAGUCGGGCCUGUCCUGCUCCAUGCAGGCGCUGUCCCUGUCCAUCACGCCGGCCCAGACGGCCGCCUGGCGCAAGCAGAUCUUCCAGCAGCUCACGGAGAGGACCAAGCGGGAGCUGGAGAACUUCCGGCACUACGAGCAGGCCGUGGAGCAGUCGGUGUGGGUGAAGACGGGAGCCCUGCAGUGGCGGUGCGACUGGAAGCCCCACAAGUGGGUGGACGUCCGCGUGGCGCUGGAGCAGUUCACGGGGCACGACGGGGCCCGAGACAGCAUCCUCUUCGUCUACUACGUGGUGCACGAGGAGAAGAAGUACCUGCACGUGUUCCUCGCCGAGGUGACGGCGCUGGUCCCCCUGCUCAGCGAGGCCAAGCACUCCUUCGCCCUGUACACCCCCGAGAGGACCCGGCAGCGGUGGCCGGUGCAGCUGGCCGCCGCCACGGAGCAGGACAUGAACGACUGGCUGGCCCUGCUCAACCUGUCCUGCUGCGAGAGCCGGAAGGUGCUCGGCCGCCCCUCCCCGCAGGCCAUCUGGUCCGUCACCUGCAAGGGGGACGUCUUCGUGAGCGACCCCAGCCCAGACCUGGAAGCCCCAGAGCGCCAGCAGCCUUGCGACCAGAUGUUCUGGCGGCAGAUGGGCGGCCACCUGCGGGUGGUGGAGGCCAGCAGCCGGGGCGUGGUGUGGGGCAUCGGCUACGACGGCACAGCCUGGGUGUACACGGGCGGCUACGGCGGAGGCUGCUUCCAAGGCCUGGCCAGCAGCACGGGGAACAUCUACGCUCAGUCGGACGUCAAGUGUGUGCACAUCUAUGAGAACCAGCGCUGGAACCCCGUCACGGGCUACACCAGCAGGGGCCUGCCCACCGACCGGUACAUGUGGAGCGACGCCACGGGCCUGCAGGAGUGCACCAAGGCCGGCACGAAGCCGCCCUCCGUUCAGUGGGCCUGGGCGUCCGACUGGUUCGUGGACUUCAGCGUUCCCGGGGGCACCGACCCGGAGGGGUGGCAGUACGCCAGCGACUUCCCUGCCUCCUAUCACGGGUACAAAACCAUGAGGGAUUUUGUCCGGAGAAGGCGCUGGGCCAGAAAAUGCAAGCUGGUGACCAGCGGGCCCUGGCUGGAGGUGGCCCCCAUCGCCCUCAGGGACGUGUCCAUCAUCCCCGAGAGCCCGGACGCCGACAGGAGUGGGCACGGCGUUGCCCUCUGGGCCAUCAGUGACAAGGGGGACGUGCUCUGCCGCCUGGGGGUGUCCGAGCUCAACCCCGCGGGCUCCUCCUGGCUGCACGUUGGCACCGACCAGCCUUUCGCCUCCAUCUCCAUCGGGGGCUGCCACCAGGUGUGGGCCGUGGCGAGGGAUGGCUCUGCCUUCUACCGGGGUUCCGUGUCCCCCACCCAGCCGGCCGGCAACUGCUGGUACCACAUCCCGUCCCCGCCCAAGCAGAGGCUAACGCAGGUGUCUGUGGGCCAGACGUCCGUGUACGCCGUGGACGAGAACGGGAACCUGUGGCACCGCCAGGGGGUCGCGCCCGGCUACCCGCAGGGCUCCGGCUGGGGGCACGUGUCCAACAAUGUGCGCCGCGUGUCCGUGGGGCCCCUGGACCAGGUCUGGGUCAUCGCCAACAAAGUGCAGGGGAGCCACAGCCUGAGCCGGGGAACCGUGUGCCACCGCACGGGCGUGCAGCCGCUGCAGCCCACGGGCCAGGGCUGGGACUACGGCAUCGGGGGGGGCUGGGAUCACAUCUCCAUCCGGGCCAACGCCACCAGGGCCUCCAGGAGCAGCACAUCCCAAGACACGGCCGGCGAGCAGGGCCUCCCCGGCAGGACCUCGAGCGGGCCUGGCGCCCUGCAGGAGGCCAUAGGCCCGGUCUGCUGCUGAGCACCCAUCAGCGGGUAGCGGGUGCCCGGUCAGAAGGGUCCCCGGCGGUCUGAGCCCACCCCUCGUCGCCGCGGGCCAUGCUCUGCCGAAACGAGGGUCCUGCCUUGGCUUGAGAGAACCCGGCCUGAGGGCGUGGCCUCGGAGGCAUGGGGAAUAGCCCAGAAAUGUGAAGUGCUGUGGCCGGUCCCCACGUGCCCCUGUGAGCAAGGAGGGCACCGGGUGGGGACCCCCACCCCGGCCUCUCUCCCACCCAGCCCUGCCCCCUCUGCCGCCCGCCUUUCCAGGACGGAACCUGGAGUCUGGAACAUUCCAGGGACGCUGGCCCCUGGGAAAGCAGAGCCCAGGGAAGAGCCCUCUGAGCCCCGGGCCAGGAAGUGGCCGUGGGUCCAGGGCCCCUGCUAGUGACGUCAUCACGGCUCACAGCAGGGCCGCCGAAGGGUCUGAUUCCUGACGCUGAGGACGGAGUCGGUGGGUCGGAAACAAGUGCUGGAGGGUGUCCCCCCUAGGUGGACACAGCCCCCCCCCCCCCCCCCCCCGUCGGUGCAUGGACAGAGGCCCGCGGGGCCACCCCAAGGCUGGGAGAAGCUGUCCCGAGCGCCUCCGCUGGCCCCUCCCCAAAUGCGUUUGGGCCGCGGGGGUAUCUUUUACCUCCGAUCACGUUGCCGGGGGAGGGGUGGGUCGGAGGGCGCCUCCCAGGCAGCCCCCUCCUGUCCCGGGCGGGCGGCUGUUUACCCCGUUCGGUGAGGCCCCGGGUUGGCCCCCUAACCACCGGUCACCGCCCCGGAGCUUCUUGCGCACGCCCAGCAGGGGGCGGUACCUGCUUCGGGGCGCCCUCCUGAGGGGCCCUGGAGGGGGCCAGCCGUCUGCCUCUGCAGGCGGGACCAGGACAGGGGAGGCUGGGCGGAGGGCCCGGCAGAGCGUGGGGGGAGGGGCGGGCGCCCGUCUGUUUACAUCCCGCCGUCAGGGCUUGCACGCGGGCAUUCCGGGGGCUGCGCAGCGCCCCCUGUUCUUUCGCUGUGACUCCUGGCCGGCGGGGCAGCAGCUGUGUCUGCUGGGCAUCGCCGGGCCGUCCCGACUCCCCAGAUGCUUUGUUCAAUAAAACUCACACUGGAGGAU
Phyllostomus discolor (pale spear-nosed bat) is the source of this 5014-nucleotide messenger RNA. It is a transcript of the gene TECPR1, whose product is annotated as tectonin beta-propeller repeat containing 1. The record is from RefSeq and is a predicted model, not a curated record. The transcript has 25 exons. Gene Ontology annotation, cellular component: membrane. NCBI's taxonomy places the organism in Eukaryota, Metazoa, Chordata, Mammalia, Chiroptera, Phyllostomidae. The coding region runs from base 365 to 3898 and encodes 1177 amino acids.